Molecule: messenger RNA, 1020 nt
Organism: Ruditapes philippinarum (Manila clam)
Lineage: Eukaryota; Metazoa; Mollusca; Bivalvia; Venerida; Veneridae
Product: dynein light chain 1, cytoplasmic
Exons: 2
Coding region: 147-416 (89 amino acids)
Biological process (GO): microtubule-based process
Cellular component (GO): dynein complex
Molecular function (GO): dynein light intermediate chain binding; dynein intermediate chain binding
Source: RefSeq, a predicted model, not a curated record
UGAAAUAACACGAUACAGACCAAUAACGUUAAUGCGGUUUAUCCGUUGCUAUCUGUGGAAUUGUGUAUUGGCAUAAAAUACUUGGUUUGACCAAUUUCAGGCGUUCUCAUCUUAAGAGUCUAGGUAGAAACACAUUAAAAGCCAAAAUGACCGACAGGAAGGCCGUUAUCAAGAAUGCUGAUAUGUCCGAGGAGAUGCAGCAGGAUGCUGUGGACUGUGCUACCCAGGCUCUCGAAAAAUACAACAUUGAAAAGGACAUUGCUGCCUACAUCAAGAAGGAAUUCGACAAAAAGUACAACCCAACCUGGCAUUGCAUCGUUGGCCGAAACUUCGGUAGCUACGUCACCCACGAGACGAAGCAUUUUAUUUACUUCUACCUUGGACAGGUUGCCAUUCUUCUCUUCAAAUCUGGUUGAAGUGGUUGGAAGACAAGAACUUUUGUUAUAGUUACAGCAUUAUUUUCAUUCCAGCAGCAUUUAUUAUUGUGACAAUCUAAGUCUUUUGAGAACUGUUUAAUUAUUAUGAACUAGGACCAAAGAUGAAACUGAUAGUAGCUGCAGCAUUGUUUUAUUACUUUGCAUUAUUUUUUUUAAUUGUGACGAUCUAAGUCUUGUGAGAAACAUGAAUAACUGUGAACUUAAAUCAAACAUGAAACAGACUAGUUAAAACUAAUAAACUCUCUGGAAUUUGCUGAUCUUGCCAAAAUGGAACAAAGUAAUAACACUUGGUCUAAAAAAAUUUUACACAACUAACUACAAAGCAAAUGACACUGCCUCAUUUUGUGUGAUUAUUAUUUAUUUAUUGAAAUAUUUUUGUUAAGAAAUAAAAAGAAAGACGUGGAAUUACUAGUCAUUUUCCAGUGUACACUGCAGUCUCACUCCAUUAUGGAGCAUGCAGAUGUUUGGGCUAGCCAAGUUGUUAUGCAUGGCUGAGCUCUGUUAAGUUGUUAUUAUCAUGUUAAAAACUGAACAUGCAUUUCUUGUCUGUUCUGUUACUACAGAUAAAAUAAGUUAAAAUGUU